AAUUUGAGGUUUCAGAACCCGAAGUGAAGAGGUCAGGCAGCAGGGUACGGCGGAAACUCACAGCUUUCGCCCAGCAAGAGGACAAAGGUCUGGGACACACUCCAGCUGCGUCCGGAUCUUGGCUGAAUCCGACUCUCAGGGUGGAGGAGACACAAGCACAGCAGCUGCCCAGCGUGUGCCCAGCCCUCCCACCGCUGGUCCCGGCUGCCAGGAGGCUGGCCGCUGGCGGGAAGGGGCCGGGAAACCUCAGAGCCCUCGGAGACAGCAGCCGCCUUGUUCCUCAACCCGGUGGCUUUUUUUUCCCCUGCUCUCCCAGGGGCCAGACACCACCGCCCCACCCCUCACGCCCCACCUUCCUGGGGGAUCCUUUCCGCCCCAGCCCUGAAAGCGUUAACCCUGGAGCUUUACGCACACCCCCCCGACCGCUCCCGCCCAAGCUUCCUAAAAAAGAAAGGUGCAAAGUUUGGUACAGGAUAGAAAAAUGACUGAUCAAAGGCAGGCGAUACUUCCUGUUGCCGGGACGCUAUAUAUAACGUGAUGAGCGCACGGGCUGCGGAGACGCACCGGAGCGCUCGCCCAGCCGCCGCCUCCAAGCGCCUGAGGUUUCCGGGGACCACAAUGAACAAGUUGCUGUGCUGCGCGCUAGUGUUUCUGGACAUCUCCAUUAAGUGGACCACCCAGGAAACGUUUCCUCCAAAGUACCUUCAUUAUGACGAAGAAACCUCUCAUCAGCUGUUGUGUGACAAAUGUCCUCCUGGUACCUACCUAAAACAACACUGUACAGCGAAGUGGAAGACCGUGUGUGCCCCUUGCCCUGACCACUACUACACAGACAACUGGCACACCAGUGACGAGUGUCUGUACUGCAGCCCCGUGUGCAAGGAGCUGCAGUACGUCAAGCAGGAGUGCAAUCGCACCCACAACCGCGUGUGCGAAUGCAAGGAAGGGCGCUACCUUGAGAUAGAGUUCUGCUUGAAACAUAGGAGCUGCCCUCCUGGAUUUGGAGUGGUGCAAGCUGGAACGCCAGAGCGAAAUACAGUUUGCAAAAGAUGUCCAGAUGGAUUCUUCUCAAAUGAGACGUCAUCUAAAGCACCCUGUAGAAAACACGCAAAUUGCAGUGUCUUUGGUCUCCUGCUAACUCAGAAAGGAAAUGCAACACACGACAAUAUAUGUUCCGGAAACAGUGAAUCAACUCAAAAAUGUGGAAUAGAUGUUACCCUGUGUGAGGAGGCAUUCUUCAGGUUUGCUGUUCCUACAAAGUUUACGCCUAACUGGCUUAGUGUCUUGGUAGACAAUUUGCCUGGCACCAAAGUAAACGCAGAGAGUGUAGAGAGGAUAAAACGGCAACACAGCUCACAAGAACAGACUUUCCAGCUGCUGAAGUUAUGGAAACAUCAAAACAAAGACCAAGAUAUAGUCAAGAAGAUCAUCCAAGAUAUUGACCUCUGUGAAAACAGCGUGCAGCGGCACAUUGGACAUGCUAACCUCACCUUCGAGCAGCUUCGUAGCUUGAUGGAAAGCUUACCGGGAAAGAAAGUGGGAGCAGAAGACAUUGAAAAGACAACAAAGGCAUGCAAACCAAGUGACCAGAUCCUGAAGCUGCUCAGUUUGUGGAGAAUAAAAAAUGGCGACCAAGACACCUUGAAGGGCCUAAUGCACGCACUAAAGCACUCGAAGACGUAUCACUUUCCCAAAACUGUCACUCAGAGUCUAAAGAAGACCAUCAGGUUCCUUCACAGCUUCACAAUGUACAAAUUGUAUCAGAAGUUAUUUUUAGAAAUGAUAGGUAACCAGGUCCAAUCAGUAAAAAUAAGCUGCUUAUAACUGGAAAUCACCAUUGAGCUGUUUCCUCACAAUUGGCGAGAUCCCAUGGAUGAGUAAACUGUUUCUCAGGCACUUGAGGCGUUCAGUGAUAUCUUUCUUAUUACCAAUGACUAAUUUUGCCACAGGGUACUAAAAGAAACUAUGAUGUGGAGCAAGAACUAACAUCUCCUUCAAUAAACCCCAAAUGGUUAAUCCAACUGUCAGAUCUGGUCCGUUAUCUACUGACUAUAUUUUCCCUUAUUACUGCUUGCAGUAAUUCAAUUGGAAAUUAAAAAAAAAACAACUAGACUCCAUUGUGCCUUACUAAAUAUGGGAAUGUCUAACUUAAAUAGCUUUGAGAUUUCAGCUAUGCUAGAGGCUUUUAUUAGAAAGCCAUAUUUUUUUCUGUAAAAGUUACUAAUAUAUCUGUAACACUAUUACAGUAUUGCUAUUUAUAUUCAUUCAGAUAUAAGAUUUGUACAUAUUAUCAUCCUAUAAAGAAAUGGUAUGACUUAAUUUUAGAAAGAAAAUUAUAUUCUGUUUAUUAUGACAAAUGAAAGAGAAAAUAUAUAUUUUUAAUGGAAAGUUUGUAGCAUUUUUCUAAUAGGUACUGCCAUUUUUUUCUGUGUGGAGUAUUUUUAUAAUUUUAUCUGUGUAAGCGGUAAUAUCAUUUUAUAGAAAAUGCAUUAUUUAGUCAAUUGUUUAAUGUUGAAAACGUAUGAAGUAUAAAUUAUCUGAAUAUUAGAUGCUCUGAGAAAUUGAAUGUACCUUAUUUAAAAGAUUUUAUGGUUUUAUAACUAUAUAAAUGACAUUAUUAAAGUUUUCAAAUUA
Pongo pygmaeus (Bornean orangutan) is the source of this 2634-nucleotide messenger RNA. RefSeq names its product TNF receptor superfamily member 11b (gene TNFRSF11B). The record is from RefSeq and is a predicted model, not a curated record. Gene Ontology annotation, biological process: signal transduction. The transcript is spliced from 5 exons. NCBI's taxonomy places the organism in Eukaryota, Metazoa, Chordata, Mammalia, Primates, Hominidae. Gene Ontology annotation, molecular function: protein binding. Bases 538 to 1824 code for a protein of 428 amino acids.